CGGCGACGGACGACAGGGCGAGUGGCGCUGCCUCCGACGGGCGCUUCGCCGGCCGACAAGGCUAUUUACGCCCCCCGGCCCCUCUCGGUAGAGCUUCAGCUCCUGCUCCUCAUGCUGCUUCUCGAGGGGAUCCACCGUAAAAAAAUACAAGCCGCUUCACUGGAGGAGCAGAGGAAGCGCUUACAAGUGUUUUUACUGGAGGCUUGUAACAGAAAAAACAUGCUCCUCACUGGGAACUCCCUUUGUUUCCCCACGUCACACCCAUCUCUGGGCUCCGCAUACCUGUGGCUCUGAAAUCUCGCACGCGGAGGUGGCUAGGGUUUGGCGGCACUGGCCCGAGCCGCCCCUGCAUCGCUUUUCGAGCCCAUCGGGAUCCUGAUCUCCGUUGCCCCUCCCCUUCGCUUCCCUGCUCGCGUGAUCUCAACGGCCACCUGUUGUCUUCACGUGGCCGCCGCCGGAUCCUGGCGUCCUCCUUUCACCUCCCAGCGUGGAAUUUGACUGCAAGCCGCCGAUCACGGGAACCGAUGCAGGAAGUUUUUGAUCCACCAGAAAUGGAAAGGGAAACAGAAUCGAAAUUUGGUACUUGUACUUCCAUUAGGAAGGAUGUGGUUUUCGAGCAAGAUCCAGGUUCUUCAUAUCGAUUAUGGGGCAAUAUGAAGUUUGAAGAAGAUGGCCAUUUGCUGUCUCAGUUCCCCUUGCAGGAUUAUCAAACACGGCCUAUGGAGUCCAACUAUGUUACUAACCUUAGAUCACAUGCAUAUUCUGAGGAUCCGUUGCCACUGGGAAGAGAAUGUCGUAGGCAGAAGUCACACCUUCCUAUUUCAAGCUCUUCUUGGGAAAACUCUUCUGCAUUAGAAGCAGCACCACCACCAAGUAGCCCAGACGCAUUAGGGCAUGCAUUCGGGAAAAUGACAACCAAAACCAACACCCUCAGUGCAAGGCCAGAUUAUCGUGCUUCAUAUCCUGCCACUGCUCCUCACAUGAGAAAGCAUACAGGAGAAGUUGAACUCGAUUAUGGUUUAGAUCAUUCUGAUCAUUGUUGCAGAAGAUCAGACCGAUUUACUGCCUUUUCAAGCCGCAAUGGUCAAUCUGUAGAACAUUGCAGUGAGCUGCUCGAUUAUGCCAGAGGCCCCCACUAUGUAGAUGGGAUCAAUCCUAUUUCACAUCAAUGGUGCUUUGAUGAUGGAGGCCCUUCGGUACCAAGAGGGCUGCAGUAUGGCGAUGAGAUCCCUUCUUUGUCUAGUAAGAAGCAUAAUGGGCUACCUUCACGCUCAAGCCAAUGGCACUAUGAUCCUCAAACCCCAUUGUUCUCAAGAAGACAGGAGUAUGGUGAUGAGAUCCCGUCACUAUCUCCAAAUUGGCGUUACCGAUAUAAGAUUCCUCUGCACUCUGGUCAUUGGUGCCAUGAUGCUGAGGCACCUGCACGAUCAAGGUACCGGCAAGGUGCUUCUCAUUGGAAUGGUCACUCAAGGCAAAAUUUUGCCAGGAUCAAUACCAAUGAGCAAGCCAAAGUUACCACAAGCAAACAUGCUUUUAUGAAACAUAGGAUGGUCAACAGAGUUGUAAACAGUAGUGUCCACUACAGGACCAAUAUGAAAGAUAAUCGGUGCAGAAAUCCUGAGGAUAUAAAGGACCAAGUUCGUGGGCCAAGAGCAAGUAAAUUGAAUAAUACUUCAGCUUCAUCCAGUGUGAAAGAUAUUUCAAGUCCAUUGGUCUGUAGGGAUCAAUUUAAUACAUCCGACUUUUCAGUUCAGUAUAAACAGGCCAAGUUUUUCAUGAUAAAAUCAUAUAGUGAAGACGAUAUUCAUAAAGGUAUCAAAUACAACGUUUGGGCAAGUACAGCAAACGGGAACGAUAAACUCGAUGCUGCUUACCAUGAAGCUCAAAUUUUAAUGAAAGAGAACGGGGAGAACUGUCCUGUGUUCCUAUUCUUCUCGGUUAACACCAGCGGACAGUUUGUAGGGUUGGCUGAAAUGUUAGGCCCUGUUGAUUUCAAGAAGACCAUGGAUUUCUGGAAAGAAGAUAAAUGGAAUGGCUUUUUCCCUAUAAUAUGGCAUAUUAUAAAGGAUAUUCCAAAUCGUCUGUUCAGACAUAUAAUUCUUGAACACAAUGACAACAGACCAGUUACUUUUAGCAGGGACACUCAGGAGAUUGGGUUGGCGCAAGGUAUGCAAAUGUUGAAAAUUUUCAAGGAUCAUCUUCAGGGAACAUCAAUUCUGGAUGAUUUUGAUUUUUAUGAAGAAAAAGAUAAUGCACGCCGUGCCCAAAAGGGUGGAAAUUCAGAGUCAACACAUCAAGCUAGAUUUUCUGAAGACUUGGAGCCGAUGGGAAAUUUGGAGGCACGCAUGGAGAGCUGGAGUUUGUACGAGAAUUGGGAUUAAUGCACAGAUCACUGUACAAGUGGAAUAAAGAGCAUUAUGAGUCAGUGAAGUAGCUGAAGGCACUGACGCUCCUUUGGAGAACAAUUCCAACCGAAAUUUGUCUAUACGUGUCAGCUGAAACUGCUUUAUUGUUAUACAGUGUUUAUGUAGAAGCAUAGAUGUAUUGGUAAACACAGACGUGAAGAGAUUUUAGCACUGGAGAUUUCCUGAAACCGGGUCACUUCGAUAUUUCCUGAAAUCUGGUUACUUGUCAA
Messenger RNA from Panicum hallii, 2635 nucleotides. RefSeq lists its product as uncharacterized. Gene Ontology annotation, biological process: mRNA destabilization. The transcript is spliced from 8 exons. NCBI's taxonomy places the organism in Eukaryota, Viridiplantae, Streptophyta, Magnoliopsida, Poales, Poaceae. The record is from RefSeq and is a predicted model, not a curated record. Gene Ontology annotation, molecular function: mRNA binding. Bases 525 to 2381 code for a protein of 618 amino acids. Gene Ontology annotation, cellular component: cytoplasm.